This is a messenger RNA of Nematolebias whitei (Rio pearlfish), 8393 nucleotides long. RefSeq names its product MAX dimerization protein MGA a (gene mgaa). The record is from RefSeq and is a predicted model, not a curated record. Bases 246 to 8393 code for a protein of 2715 amino acids. Gene Ontology annotation, cellular component: nucleus. Gene Ontology annotation, biological process: regulation of transcription by RNA polymerase II; positive regulation of DNA-templated transcription; cell fate specification. NCBI's taxonomy places the organism in Eukaryota, Metazoa, Chordata, Actinopteri, Cyprinodontiformes, Rivulidae. The transcript has 25 exons. Gene Ontology annotation, molecular function: DNA-binding transcription factor activity, RNA polymerase II-specific; RNA polymerase II cis-regulatory region sequence-specific DNA binding; protein dimerization activity.
GCUGGAAGUGGGCGGGUGACGUAACGAGGAAAAAACGGACGCGGUAUAUAUUUUUUUUUGCCCCACCAAAAAAAGAUCCGCGUGUGGAAACUAUGGAAUAACGGAGAAUUAGGACGGAUUUGUGUAGCAUCGGGCACACACUCGAUGUGCUCCUGUUGGCAGAAGGAUGCCAUCUUGAACUGUUGUGCAGAGAAGCGGGAUCCUUCUGGCACCUGUUCAUGGCCUCUACAAAGACCCGGCACAGCAUGGUGUUCCUGAAAGAUGGGGUCAGUUCCCCGGCAGUGGCAGCAGCCGACCCCCCGCCUGUGUGCUUCACAUCUCAGAGACCUGAGAAGCUGAACCGGAGCGAGACUGUUCAGAGCGUCCGUGUGUUUGGUGGUGAGACGGACUUUAAACACAACAUGUACGCAGUUAAGGAGGCCUUCGCGAGGACGGGUAUUAACCAUCCUGCCUGUUUGAACACUGAUAACAUCUCACCUGACAGCGUCUGUAAAGGCGUCAGAGUGACACUGGACAACAACAGCAUGUGGAACGAGUGCUUCAGGUGCAGAACGGAGAUGAUUCUGACCAAACAAGGCAGCAGGAUGUUCCCUUACUGUCGCUUUCGCAUCUCUGGCUUGCAGCCAUGCAAGAAAUACGCUCUGGUCAUGGACAUCCAGCCUUUAGACAACAGCCAGUACCGGUGGACUGGUGAGAGCUGGCAAGAGUCCAGAAAAGCAGAGUGUCAAAUAAAGACUAAUCCUUUCAUUCAUCCAGAGUCCCCUGCUAUGGGUCAACACUGGAUGCAGAGUCCGGUGUCCUUCUACAAGCUAAAGCUCACCAACAACACGUCGGACCAAGAGGGGAACGUCAUCCUUCAUCCACUACACCGCUACUUACCCAGACUGCACCUGGUGGAGACGGAUAAGGCAGUUAAAGACAUAAGACUGAACAGUCCCAAUGUUCUCACGUUCUCGUUCCCUCAGACUGAGUUCAUAACAGUCACUACAUACCAGAACCCUCAGUUUGCUCAACUGAAGGUUAACUUCAACCCGUUCGCUAAAGGACUGAAAGAGGACGGGUUGAAUUUGUUGUCUGUAAAACUCAAAACAAAUGCAGGCAAAGAGUUGAACAAAGAUGGAGAUGGUGCGGUCGCUGAGCAGCACCCUGUGAAGAAAAGCCUGAAGUUUCUGCUCGCCAACCAUAAACCUAAAUGUUCUAAAACGGGAGACUCGAAACCUUCAGCACCCAAAGAGCUUAACAAAAAAACUGUGACUAAAACUGAUAUUUCUGCUGCUAUUGUUCCAGGAAAAAGUCCAAGCAGCAGUUCACAAUCAGCUCAGAAGUUGAUUUCUGAGCUGAUCUGUGAGGCUCACGUUUCACUGCAGAGGUGCAGUGAGGAGCAGCGCGGCGCUGAUCACAGCCCGUCUGUCAAAGCAGCACAAAGUAACACUAAGACCACGACAAACUGUCAGGUUGGUCACAGAGACGAUACAGCUGCUCGUUCACCCACGAAGGAACACCAAACUGUUGAAACCUCAAGGAGAAUAAAAGACGACGACCAUCCUCCUGAUUCUGGAGCAUCUCCCUGCGUCGUCUGGAGGAACUGUUCAGGCGAUGCUGCUCCCUCCGCAGGGCAGCCGUUUAGCUCAGAAACCACGAAGCGCCAGAAACGUCCAGCUCGACUGCCUUUGCCGGCACUUGCUCUUUUUUUAAAGCAGCAUUCGACAAAACAUAAAAAGAGCAGCAGCGAUCAGAGCACCUCUCCACCCGAAGCCAACGUUGCGGCUGCAGCUUCUCAUCGUGAAGCAGCAAAAAGCUGCAGACCCGAUCCAGGUGAAGGGGUUUUAAAUGUUCCCGGACAGGCAGCUCAACGACCCUCGAGUCCACAGAACCUUGUGGCUGCAAAAGCUGAAAGUUUAAGCUCAGAGCUGGAAGUCCUUGGUGAUAAACCUGAGCUCUCCAACUCAGAAACUCCGUUUUGUUCUCUUACAGUAUCUUUCUCAACGUGUUCUACCUCAUCUGAACCUUCCCGUUUGUCCCCACCUCUCCAUACAGUAUCUGCCCCAAACACUCCAACAACACCAGUGGAGGAAUCUUCUACGUUGCCUUCAGAUGCCCUGAAAACUGAGUCCUUGCUCUUUGACCCAGAGUGUUCUUCCUUUGGCUUUGAGCCUUUGUCUCCUGCAAGUUCUCCAGAACCCUUACCUCCACUGCCAGCCUCUUUAUCGCUAGAAAUCAACUCCGCUUCUUCGGCAGCAGCUAAUGCUGAGUCCGUUCAAGACCCUGAGCACCAUGAGCCCUCAUCCGUCUUUAAGUGGCACACAGUAUUACCACCGCCCGAGACGUUUGUCGACUCUUCCUUCACAUUUCAGCCCUCACAGCAUUCCUCUCCUCUAAAGUCUGUUACGCCACCAUUGUUGCCUUGUCUUAACGUUUCAGCAUCCACCGACGAGUCUGCACCAUCAUUUCAAGAGACUGAACCAUCGCUGCCUUUCCACGCAGAGUUGUCCCCCCUCAACCUUCAGCUGUCUCUGUCCCCCACGUUCUCCUUAGAUGAGAAUGGACUGUCCCCGGCCCCUUCCCUCUCGGAUCUCGUGCACUUUUUUUCCACCACUGUCGAUAUUGGUAUCGGCGAGGAGUUUGCAAACACAGAGGCGACUCUUGCUCCCUGCUCGCCUCCGCCCGUAGUGGAAACACAGGAACCUUCCCUGCAGGUGCAGCCGGCGCAGGUGCAGCUGGCGCAGGUGCAGCCGGCGCAGGUGCAGCCGGCGCAGGUGCAGCCGGCGCCGGCUCCGGCUCGCAAACUGGUCAAAAGGAAGAAGUUCAAGUCCACAAAGCUGGCCAGGCUGGACAUGAACCAGAACAUGGACGACUACAGAAGUUUGCAGCCAAACCUGGAGGAGGUGGAGGAGCAGCUCUUUGUCACGUUUGCAUCUAAGGAGGCCCUCAGACUGCACGUUGUUGACACCUGUGAGGAGACGGACCCUCGACCUCAGACGCCACCUGACGGACAACGAACCUCUGAGGAACCAGUGAUAGAUGAGAGUCUGGAGCAAAGGAUUGCUGCCUUCCAGGAGAUUCUUCUGAAAGACCUGGAAGGGAUGAAGCACAGACAGGUGAUCCACCCGGUGCUGCAGGAAGUCGGUCUUAAGAUGACUCUGCUGGAUCCGGCUCUGUCCAUUGACCUGCAGUACCUGGGAGUCCGUCUUCCCAUUCCCCCUCCUGGAGCCAGCGUACAGCCGAUAACUCCAUCUUCAUCUGAAGGUUCUUCGGCCGAUUUUCUGUCCAGAACAGGAAAAACUACUGAUGUGACUCAAAUUAAAGGCUGGAGAGAAAAAUUCACUCCGCCAGAGACGACGCCCAGCUCUGUGCCCAAACCUGAAGCUGGCCCCAGUUCAGACUCACAGAAGAAGAACCUGUCGGCGUUCUGCAGCGACAUGCUGGACGAGUAUCUGGAGAAUGAGGCAAAGCUGAUCGAUGAGCGAGCUGCCAGCUUCUCCCAGUCACCGGUGGAACCGCCGGUCUUUAAGCUCCCUGUGAGCAGCACCAGCUACGUUCGGACUCUGGACCACAUCCUGAAGAAACAGACGGCUGGCUCGUCUUCUUCGGACCUCAUAUCUGGAUUUGUCCCCCCAUCGAAGAGACCCCAGAUCAAAAACACAAAAACAUUCCGGAGGUCGGUGAAGAAACUUACCGGCCCGAAGCCGAACAAACCCAGGCCAGCUUCUGCAACACCCGAGUCCAGUCCAAGUGCACCAGCACAGCCUGCAGUACCGACUCCCGGACCCCUCACUGAGACCACACAGCCUCAGAACCCGCCCAUUUUUAAAAGGAAAAGUAAACUCAAAUUCAGAACCUCAUCCCACACCCUCAGUCCUUCCAGGCUUGUGGCCCCGCCGCCAGAUGUGUUUGAGGGCCUGGCUCCUGUGGAGUCAGACUCUGAGCUGGCACCGACCACCAGUCCAAAGAAAAACUGCCCCAAGAGGGAGAGCACACCCAGAACGACCCGGGCCCUGCUCAAACAGAAGGACCUGGAAGACAGUGUGGCGUUUGAGGGCUGUUUCCAGACCAGCAUCACGGAGGAGAGAGCCACCAUCGCGUUGACGUCCCUCUUCACCCAGACUGGUUUUGUGAGUGAGAACCCGACCGCCCCGAUCCAGCUGAAGAGGAGGCAAACGCUCCCCUGUCUGAACGAGUUCUGCAGGCUCGGCUGCAUCUGCUCCAGUCUGUCCCACACCUCCAGAACCAGCCACUGCGGCUGGCCCGCCUGCAUGUUUGGCUGCAGCUGCCUCAAGCAGAAGGUGGUCCUCCUCAAGAACCUGGACAGCUGCGACUCCAGCCCGAGCCCACACCACGGAGGAGCUAAGAAGAAGAAGAAGAAGAAGGGGAGGAGGAUGAAGAUGGCUUAUGUCCUGAAGGAGGCAGACAACGUUACCAAGCCUGCCGAGCGGGUUCGGACUCUGUGGAGGAAGAACGAUGGCGCCUCGGACCCCGAGCCGCUCUACGUACCAAAAAUGUCCGCAGUUUCCUUCCCUGUUGUACCGGUGAAGAGAAAUAUUCGCAGCAGCUGUGCCAGAGUUCGAUGCUUCAGAGGAAAAAGGCAGAAACGGAAGGACCUAAGAGACACGAGACCCGUCAGACGCAGAGAUGCUGCGCUUCAGCAUCUCAAACAACAGGAACCGACUCCGAAAGAGGCGAAAGCCACAACGUCCGAGCCUCCCGCAGCCGAAGAGCCUCCUGCAAGUCCUCCGGCUGAGUCUGCGUCGAAGCCGUUGAAACGUCUCUUCAUCAAGGCCAACUGCAAGUGGUUGAGCAACACCGACCGCACCUUCGUGUUGAAGAAGCUGUGCGAGGCGAUGGCUCGGCAGCAGCUGACCAAACCGUUCUGGAUCAAGCAGUACCACAUCAUUCCCAUCAGUGAAACCAUGCAUGGAACUGGGGCCAACCAGUGUAUCCAGUACAGAGUCCAAGUAACCAUGCCCAAAGUAGGGCAAGAAAAGCUUCAGAUACCAGUAAAUCUGGCAAAACGGAGACGUCAGAAGAUCCUCAAGCCGGCAGCUGAACAGAAACAGAACCACCAAUUAAAAGGGGCUCCCAGUGAGGUGGAGCCCCCUAAAGACCAGCUACAGGAGAAGGCAGAACCUCUGGAGGUACAGCAGGAGGAGCAGAACACUGUGUUGGAGGAGGCAAUGCCAGUGCCUCUAGAGGACUGGCAGAAGGAGGUGGUUACGAUGGAUCCAGUGGAGGACUGGCAGAAGGAGAUAGAGGGAAGUGAAACUGAGGAGGAGAAAGAGCAUCACUCAGGUCCCAAUACUGAAGAUGGGCAGGAGAAAAAAACAGACCAGGAGGAGAUUAAACCAGACAAGAAAGAGAACGUUGCUAUGACUCUGCCUCACCUGAAAGGAGUAUCUCCUUCUCUCCUCUCAGCCAAAAGAAAACAGCCCAAAGGAACAGGCCACCUGGCUCAGGUGAGCAGGAAGCUCCUUGCUCCAUCGAAUCAUCAGGUGGGUAAUUUGACCGAACAAGUGGGGUCCCCGAUGCACCAGCAGACUUCUUUAUCAUCCUCCAUCUCGCCCUGUAAGCCUCAGAGUUCAGAUCCGACCCCUAUCGUCGUCUCCUCAGCCUCAGCUGCUGCCUCAGCUGCUGCCUCCACCACCUCACUUAAUCCACUGGUCACACCGGUCACCUAUAUCAGCCCACCCACAGACCCCAAGUCCCAAAACCUGGUGCUUUGCUCUUCAUCAUCUCCCAAAGACUCUCGGGUGAUGGUGAUUCCGGCUCCGGUUCCGGUUCCCAUUAAGCCUCUGUCACCACUGACCCAGGUGUUAACGGUCCAGCCCUCCAUGGGCCAGCAAAUGGUCCUGCAUCCAAUCCAGUCAACAUCGGGGGCACAGUAUUAUCGCAGGCCAGAUGGGAAGUUGGUACAGCUGAUUCCCAUCAGACACCUGAAACCUAUCGCAGCGAAGGCGCCCACUCAGACAGGUCUUGUAGGUCUUUCCUCCUCUUCCAUGGUCAUCCCUGCUUUGUCCUCUCUGACACCAGCUGUGGUAAAUCCAGCUCUGACCACGCUGAUCAUGCCCUCCUCCUCUUCUUCGGUAUCCUUAUCUUCGGCCCCCUCUUCCUCUUCAUCAGUGCCCUUAUCUUUGUCAUCGUCCUCCUCCUCUGUGAUGCCCCUUGCUGGCCCCAUCCACCCUCAGCCUGUUUUUGUGGCUAACCAGAGUCCCUGCGCCAUUGAACUCUGCAGCCCCAGCAAAGAGCCCAUCUUCGUUACCCAGGUGGUGAGGGCCCCACACUGUGUCCUACAGCCUCAGGACCCCAACCCCACUCCAGCCUCCGUGAACCUCAUCUCCACAGAACCUUCCAUUGGUCAAAGGACUGAGCAGGUGGUCAAAGCGGUGGCUGUAACUGCCAACCCUGAAGACUUGGUUGCCCUGCAAAAAACGGCACCCCCAAAAGUCUACCCCAUUACCCUGCCCCCUGCAGAGACUCUUCCUAACACUGAGCUCCCAUCUCCAGCACGGUCUCCCCCAGCCAAGAUACCAGAACACGAGCUGGCCCGCGACCGGAUGGAUCUGGAGAUCGUCAGCGUGGAUGACAAUGUGGAGUUUUUUAUGGCGGAGAAGCAAUCUGCAGAUGUGGUGGACCUGUUGUCCACCAGCGACACGGAGGACUCGUCAGACUUCAGUGAGUCAGACAGAGAAGAGGACAAGCUGCUACAUAAAAACACCAACCGCCUCGCUCACAUUAUGGCCGAGAGGAAGCGCCGAGUGGAGCUGCAGCAUAAGUUCGAAAACCUGCAGAAGGAGGUGGGACAGACUCGGAUGUCCAAGCGGUCCACUCUGACGCAGGCAUUCGAGCUGAUCCAGGAGCUGAGGAUCACCGAGGACGCUCUGAAGAGGACGAAGAGGAGGCUGAAGAGGAGGAGGGAUGAAUACACGUCCAUACUUGCUUCUUCAGCAGCAACAAAAGAUAAGAGCAGUGAUGGUGGUGACGAUGUUGUGGUGGAGGUGGAUUCAGACAACGUUAUACAAGUCUCAUCUGACGAGGAGAAACUGGCCGGCACAAACUCAAACUUGAAGGCUCAAACCAAAGGUGCCGACGCAGCCGGUGAGUUAUCAACUGAAGGCCAGCUGAGGUCACGUGAGGAGAAGAAGGCCAUGACGAAGCUGAAGACGUGUCCUAGAGCUGCUGAGGUCAGUGUGGAGAGAAUGAGGAGCAAGAUGGAGAGGAUGAGGAGCAAGAUGGAGAGGAUGAGGUGCAAGAUGGAGAGGAUGAAGAGAUCAAAGGAAGAGAAAGAAACUUUAACCGCUGUCACGAACAUCCCAACGUCUCCGAGGAGGCUGCUGCCAGAUCAGGCUGCCCAGGAGAUCAAGGCUCCACCGAGGGAGAUGGAGAUGCUGAAAAGCUUCAAGUCGAAACUGAACCAUAAACAAGACACGGAGGAGCUCCUUAACACUUCAGAUGAGGAGGUGAUGAUGGUGGAGGAGAGGCUGCCAGCAGGGCGUGGACCUCCUGCUGCUUCACCUGCAAGAGAUACCAAGGCUGAUACAGCAACAUGUGACCCACAAGCUCCUCCCCCUACUGUUGUGAAGCUGUCCAACUCUGCCCUAGCUCAUCCUGGCAUUUCCCACAAUGCACCUGGAACUACGACGCUGACGAAGACGGUUCCAAAUAUCCUCUCUCGCUGUAAAAGUGCAGCUCGACUGUCGCCUCCGAGCGUGCUCGCUUCACAGACAGCCGUCUCCAGCAGCCUGCCUCUCCUCGCUCAGACAGAAAGUACUCAGCAUCAUCAUCGGACCCAGCUGGGUCCAGGCGCUCCUCGUGCGCUGUUCUACAGGAACCAGGACCCCCCUCUGACCCACAGACCUGCAUCCUCAUUCAGUCCAUUUCCGACGAUGGACUCCGAUCUACAGCCGGGUGGAGGGCCUCCAGGUCCGGAUCCCCAGCAGAACCCGGAGAGCGAGAGCCUGUCGUCUCUCCUCAACGAGAUCGUGUUUCUCAACCAGACGACUGUUGUCAUGGCAGCCGCAGAGCAAAAACCAGAAAAACUUUCCAUUCAGGAUCCUGGUGGGGCGGCUGCUCAGACACACACCCGCAGGACCCGGCUGAGGCAGCUGGACUCUGUGGAUCCUGGACCGAUUGACCUCACAGAGACCGGUAACAAGGCUGAGCAGCCAGGAACAGAUUCUGUUAACACUAACUGUGGCAUUUUAGCCCCGCCCCCUCUGCUGCACAUGAAGAUGGGCGGGACCAAAGUGGGCAGCCUCACCAGGAUCGACAGCACGGCAAUGGAGGGGGUAGGAAGCAUGGGGGUCAGCAAGGGGGUCGGCAAGGGGGUCGGCAAGGGGGUCGGCUGGAGGCCGAUGCCCAGGCUGGUCCCUCUGGGGGUCCAAGGAAACUCCCCGAGCUGA